Molecule: messenger RNA, 3444 nt
Organism: Equus caballus (horse)
Lineage: Eukaryota; Metazoa; Chordata; Mammalia; Perissodactyla; Equidae
Source: RefSeq, a predicted model, not a curated record
CAAAAUUGAGGAACAUUGGCACAGAUGUUAGCUUGACAAAUUUUCCACAGGGAAAAAAAAAAGCGUCAACAUUACAGGUAAUUUCAUGUUUCGUCUACUAUAGUGGUAGCCAAAUGAAAGUCUGAAUUAUUUUUAUUAUUUCAGGUGGCAUAACAAAUUGUGAUUUACUUAAGAAUGAUUAUGCAGAGUAACUGACUCAUCAAGUUUCUUUCUUUCUGGUUUGGAUAAAUCAGUACAGUAAAGUUAACUAUUUGAAGCAUAUCAGAAGCUCACAUUAGCUUAUGAUAUUAGUGUGAUGGGUCAGGACUGUGGGGGGAUAAUCAAAGGGCCUUUGGAUAAAAGUAGUUUGAGAUGUCCAUUGCCAUUUUUUAGAAUAAUGAGCAUAACUGAGAGUACUGGUCAGAGGUCAAGACAGGCUGCUGUAUUCCACAGCUCCAAGGUUACCAUUCUGAUUGUGGUUGAGAUUGUGCUCCAGAGGGUGCCACAGGCAGCCCUGAGUCUAGGGAAUGUUACUGGAUACCUCACUAUAAAAAGGAAGUGGUUACAGGUGUGGUAGACAGAAUGGCCUUCCCAGCACCCACUCCCACCUCCCCCCCAAAAAGUAACACUGUGACUAUAUUAUCUUACUUGGCCAAUGGGACUUUGCAUGUGUGAUGAAGUUAAUAAUUUUGGAAUGGGAAGAUUAUCUUGAAUUGUGGGGAGAGGGGGCAAUUUAAUCAUAAGAAUCCUUGUAAGAGAGAGGCAGGAGGGUCAGUCAUAGUCACAAAAGAAGUGACUGCGGAGGUCAGAGUGAUGAAGGGUCACUAGCCAAGGAAUGCAGGGAGCCUCUAGAAGCUGGAAAAGGGAAGAAAACAGAUUCUUUCCUAGAGCCUCCAGAAGGAACGAAUUGUUUUGUGUUUUAGAACUCCUUAGUUCCCAUGUGAGUUAUUUAAUGUUUAAUAGUUAGCUAAAUUUAUUAAACUGGAUAGCAUGACAUUGUAUAACUCCCUGACACUGUCACAGGGUGUCCUCACUGAAAAUCAGGUAUACCUUAAAUUUGAAAAUUAUUUGAGAUUCUAGAGUUUUCUGGCAGCCAGCUUGCCUACUAAGUCAUCCAGACCUCUGAAUGUCUCUUAGAAGUUAGGUGGAAUCCACAUACUGCCGUGUGCAAGCACCUCAAGGCUGGCUGCUCGAGAGAACUUCCUCUGAAUUCCAGUUGGUGAUAGAAGGAGAUUUAGAUACUAAGGAAAUUACCUCAGGCCUUUAUUUUACGCUACAACCUACGCCUUUAACAUAAACUUAAGGAUAUUUGCUUCCUUCUGGAUUUUCCAAAUAUCGUUGACAAUUAAAUAAAAAUGCAAAGCAGUGUGUAGAGGUUUCUCUUGAAUAGUUAAUAAAAUAUUCAGCAGUCUGAUCUAUACUUUUAAUAACAUGCAUUAUUAAUCUGGAAUCUAAGUAUGCUCUUGCAUUUGUUAAAAUGUUCAUUUGCAUUUGUUUCAAGUUCCUGUUCAGUCAGUAUUUUUCAGUGGCUGCUGUGCACUGUUUUAUUCAGUUGGCACUGGGGAAUUGAUAAGCACCUCAGUAAAAUAGAGGAGAGACAGUACUGUGCAGCUAGAUGGGUGCUAUCAUGGGCAGGUAUGUGUGUGACACAUACGUGUACAAAGGUCCUGACUGCUCCACGUGGAGAGUGGCCAGAGAAGACUUCGUAGAGGAGGUGACUCAAGUUGAGACCAAAUGGCUGAAUCAGUUCGCCAGGCAGGAAAAAACAGAUGGCAUGUGCAAAAACACUACCUUGAAAAAGAUUUCAUGGUUUAAAGGAUCUGAAAAAAAUUAAACAUAGUCAAUGAAUUUUACUUGUCUUAUCACCUUUUUCAUCAUCUUUCCCUCAAGUUUGUGAUCGAAUGUGCUUUUUUCUUAGCUUCCUCCCUUUCCUUUAAUAACAUUUUCGCAUUGAAAAUCCCAAUUAUUUUUCUACAGAACAGGAACAUCUGUUUCCUUUAACCAUGAGACUAAAAUUGUAUAUCAGCGAACAACAGAUGCUAAGCAUUAAGAGGAAUGCUUCGGUAGGCCAAGCAGCGGUCGGCUCAUGUCUUCUGCCAUUUUCAAUUUUCAGAGUCUGUUGACUGUAAUCUUGCUGCUUAUAUGUACCUGUGCUUAUAUCCGAUCCUUGGCGCCCAGCCUCCUGGACAGGAAUAAAACUGGGUUGUUGGGUAUAUUUUGGAAGUGCGCCAGAAUUGACAAAAGAUAUAAAUUUAUGAACAGUGCGACUGAGCUCAAUGAGGAAGCUCUGAAGAUGACAAUGACCUUGAAGAUUUUCAUUGGCGAACGGAAGAGUCCCUAUGUUGCAAUAUGCUGUAUAGUGAUGGCCUUCAGCAUCCUGUUCAUACAGUAGCUUGGAAAAAUGCCAGAAUUUGUCAUCAGAUUUCAAUAUGAAAAAAGGACUUAUCUGCAGAAAAUAGUGGAAAGAAUGGUUAACCUUUUUAUCUCUGAACAUUGAAUGAGAUAAAUUUCCAGCUGCUGUUCUCUAUUUUUGUUAUUGGACCAAUGUUCUAUAUAAAUAAUUAGGAUGCAACCAUUUAAUACUCAGAGUUUGAUAUGUCUGUAACAAUCAGCCUCACUCCUGUCACUACAAUAUUACAUUUGCAAACAUCAUUCUGUUGUGUCAGAUACCAGUUUUUAGUGAGGUAUCUCUAAGGUACAUAGAAAACAAAAUUGGUAAAUUACUCAAGUUACUUUCACUGUGAUUUGGAAAUGGUAUAUCUUUAUAGAAUGAGGCCUUUUUUAGACUAGCUUUUUUAUUGAAAAAAGAAAGGUUCAAUUUGUGUUGGUAAGGAUUGCAUUCAUAUUUAAUAAUGCUUGCUUUUCCUCUGGCCACACCGUUUUGAGCAUUAACCAGAGUACCUCUACUCUUAGCAAACUGUAGCUUAUUACAGUGUUUAAACUAUUUAAAACAAGCCUAUGCAGUUCUUAAGGAGGAAGAUAAAUGAGAAGUGAUUUAAGAGUAGUAUUGCUAAAAUGUUCAUAUUUAACAUAGAAAAGUUUAGAAUAGCUGACUGGCUUAGAAGCCUCUGCAGCCUCUCUGGUUAAGUAUGGAUAAAUGUCUUGAGCAUAAAUUUGACCAGCUAACUGUCAUUCUCUAAACAAGACUGCAUUCUUAGAAUGAAAAGAGCAAAACAGAACACUUACAGAAUGAUAAUCCUAUAUAUGUUUUUCUUUUUUUAUUUUUAGUGUUAGGUCUCCACUUAUUUUAAUUGCUCCAAAAUGCAAACUGUAUUUUUUGUUGUUUUUUAAUACAGCACUUUAAAUCUAGUUUAUGUUUUGUCUGUCAACUUGAACUGGAAUCUCUUGUGUAACUUAGUAGGUUAUGAUAAACAGUUUUUAAAUCUACUUAUCCAUAUAUCAUGGCGUAUGUGUCUUUGAGCUUUGUUAAUAAAGGAGAAACUUCAGUAGUUUUCGUUGAGGCAA